Molecule: messenger RNA, 2492 nt
Organism: Galeopterus variegatus (Sunda flying lemur)
Lineage: Eukaryota; Metazoa; Chordata; Mammalia; Dermoptera; Cynocephalidae
Product: neurofascin-like
Exons: 16
Coding region: 193-2319 (708 amino acids)
Biological process (GO): cell-cell adhesion; brain development
Molecular function (GO): cell-cell adhesion mediator activity
Source: RefSeq, a predicted model, not a curated record
GACUUAUGUGCAAUUUGGGACGCUGGAGUUUUCCUUCCUUCUGCAGCCUAGAACGGAGCCUCCUCUGGUGCUGCAAGGAGGAGGCUGAAUGAGGCAGAGAAGCUGAGCUCUGUCCAGGAGGUCCAGUUAGAGCAGCUGGAGGCAGCAAGACCCUACGGGCUGGGGAGCAGGGAGCGGGGCCUGGUGCUGAGGAUGGCCAGGCAGCAGCCGCCGCCCUGGGUCCACGCAGCCUUCCUCCUCUGCCUCCUCAAUCUUGGUGCGGCCAUCGAGAUUCCUAUGGACCCAAGCAUUCAGAAUGAGCUGACCCAGCCCCCGACGAUCACCAAGCAGUCAGUGAAGGACCACAUCGUGGACCCCCGCGAUAACAUCCUGAUUGAGUGUGAAGCCAAGGGGAAUCCUGCCCCCAGCUUCCACUGGACUCGCAACAGCAGGUUCUUCAACAUUGCCAAGGACCCCCGGGUGUCCAUGAGGAGAAGGUCGGGGACCCUGGUGAUCGACUUCCGCAGCGGUGGGCGGCCGGAAGAAUAUGAGGGGGAAUACCAGUGCUUUGCCCGCAACAAAUUUGGCACGGCCCUGUCCAAUAGGAUUCGCCUGCAGGUGUCUAAGUCUCCCCUGUGGCCCAAGGAAAACCUAGACCCUGUGGUGGUUCAAGAAGGUGCCCCCUUGACACUCCAGUGCAACCCCCCACCUGGACUUCCGUCCCCAGUCAUCUUCUGGAUGAGCAGCUCCAUGGAGCCCAUCGCCCAAGACAAGCGUGUCUCCCAGGGCCACAAUGGAGACCUGUAUUUCUCUAACGUGAUGCUGCAGGACAUGCAGACCGACUACAGCUGCAAUGCCCGUUUCCACUUCACCCACACCAUCCAGCAGAAGAAUCCUUUCACCCUCAAGGUCCUCACCAACCACCCCUAUAAUGACUCGUCCUUAAGAAACCACCCUGACAUGUACAGUGCCCGAGGAGUUGCAGAGAGAACACCCAGCUUCAUGUAUCCCCAGGGCACCUCGAGCAGCCAGAUGGUGCUUCGUGGCAUGGAUCUUCUGCUGGAGUGCAUCGCCUCUGGGGUCCCAACACCAGACAUUGCAUGGUACAAGAAAGGUGGGGACCUCCCAUCUGACAAGGCCAAGUUUGAGAACUUUAAUAAGGCUCUGCGUAUCACCAAUGUCUCCGAGGAGGACUCUGGGGAGUACUUCUGCCUGGCCUCUAACAAGAUGGGCAGCAUCCGGCACACGAUCUCGGUGAGAGUGAAGGCUGCUCCCUACUGGUUGGAUGAACCCAAGAACCUCAUCCUGGCUCCUGGUGAGGAUGGGAGACUGGUGUGUCGAGCCAAUGGGAACCCCAAACCCACUGUCCAGUGGAUGGUGAAUGGGGAACCUUUGCAGUCGGCACCACCCAACCCAAACCGUGAGGUAGCCGGGGACACCAUCAUCUUCCGAGACACCCAGAUCAGCAGCAGGGCCGUGUACCAGUGCAACACUUCCAACGAGCACGGCUACCUGCUAGCCAAUGCCUUCGUCAGUGUGCUGGAUGUGCCACCUCGGAUGCUGUCACCCCGGAACCAGCUCAUUAGGGUGAUCCUCUACAACCGGACACGGCUGGACUGCCCGUUCUUUGGGUCUCCCAUCCCCACGCUCCGAUGGUUUAAGAAUGGACAAGGGAGCAACCUGGAUGGUGGAAACUACCAUGUCUAUGAGAAUGGCAGUCUGGAAAUUAAGAUGAUCCGUAAAGAGGACCAAGGCAUCUACACCUGUGUUGCCACGAACAUCCUGGGCAAAGCUGAAAACCAAGUCCGCCUGGAGGUCAAAGACCCCACCAGGAUCUUCCGGAUGCCUGAGGACCAGGUUGCCAAAAGGGGCACCACGGUGCAGCUGGAGUGUCGGGUGAAGCACGACGCGUCCCUGAAGCUCACUGUCUCCUGGCUGAAGGACGACGAGCCACUCUACAUUGGAAACAGGAUGAAGAAGGAAGACGACUCCCUGACCAUCUUUGGAGUGGCAGAGCGGGACCAGGGCAGUUACACGUGUGUCGCCAGCACCGAGCUGGACCAAGACUUGGCCAAGGCCUACCUCACCGUGUUAGGUAACUGCCACUGCUCACGUUGGCACUGGGCUCCCCUGCCCUGCCUCCCCGGCAGUCAGAGAAGCAGCGGGCCAUGGUCGGUUCCAAGGGCAGUGCCUGGAGUCAGCGGUCAGCCAGGCAUGGGCAUCUGUUGCCUUUUGAUCUCAGGGUUAGGAAGCUGCCACUUUCAGAACAAGCUGUGCUGGACAGCUUACCUCCUGAGUGCAAUCGUCAACGCCCCCACAUCUCAACUGAAGGGAGCUUGAAUGAUACAGGGAAAGUGGAGAGGGAUUUCCUGUUGUGAUCAUUUUUACCUCCUUUACAGCUAACUCUAUACCACUAAGUUGAUUUAAAACAGCCCAUCAUUAAAGCAAGGCUGAGUUUUGUGUUUGUGCUUCCAGCAAGCUUCACCUUCCUCCCUGUCCCACCCCAUUCCUGG